This is a messenger RNA of Alternaria alternata, 907 nucleotides long. RefSeq lists its product as hypothetical. The record is from RefSeq and is a predicted model, not a curated record. NCBI's taxonomy places the organism in Eukaryota, Fungi, Ascomycota, Dothideomycetes, Pleosporales, Pleosporaceae. The coding region runs from base 261 to 728 and encodes 155 amino acids. The transcript has a single exon.
CGCCGCCGUACCGUAUAGAUACAGUGUUUCUCAUACUUGAAGCAGUAAUUACAGCAAGGUUGACCACCGUCGCAGCGUCCUUUUCUCUCCUUGCACUGCUGGCAUGCCUGAUGUAGGUGAACGAUCUCGUUAACUUCCAAGGUUCUCUUAUUGAGUUGAAGAAUACUUACGUUUAUAAUUCGUUUACGACAGAGCAUGGUUGUGAAGGUUCCCACUGCUUUGCACUUGUGAAAUGAUUGAGAAGAUCGGGCUGAGAGCACAUGAUCUUGUGGUUUGGUAAGUUUGGGCUUACAAAGCAUAAGCACGUGAUCGGGGUCGUCUCUCGAUCACGUUUUGGAGCGCAUCUCACUAGAACAUUAGUCCGUCUCAGGGUAGAUACACUCGGGGCCUUCUUUGUUCCCACAACACUCCUAAGUCACUUCGGCCUCAAGACGCAUGUGAGAUCACGUCUGAGGAGGCUGUCGACAUGUGACAUUGCCUACGGAUACAAAUUGCAUCCGAAGACUACCGCGCACAGACGUAUUAGUAAGGCCGGAUGUAUUUUCCUUCGUAUACAGAAGACGGAUGCAUUUUUUGCUAAGAGCAACGACUACUUACAAUUUGCUUACAAAGGCCGUGAGUACCUAGGUAUGCUUGGUCAUUCAGGAUGUAAUGAGGUUCCGAAGCCGCCUGCCAAGUGUGUUUAUGAUCUUGCGCAGUAUAAAAAGAGUCGCCGGGUGCUAUACUGAGCCACAUCAAAGAGCACAUCAGUACUGAUCGAUUAUACCACGCACCAUCUUCCAACAACAACUAGCCAACCGUAGAGAUGUCUGUCAUUGCUGUCGCAGGAGGAACCGGAAAGCUCGGCCGUACUAUAGUCGAAGCCAUCCUUGAACAGGGAAAGCAUCAUGUCGUCGUCCUCGCUCGA